AUGGCGCCUUCUCCUGUCUUCCGUUUCACCAUCUUCUCCACUCUAGUCCUCACAGCAAUCAUUGUCUCGUCCUCGGGCACGGUAGCUGGUGGUGGCGACGUCUGGACGCCCAUGAGACCAGCCUGCAUAGGGUCCGUAGGGGAGUGCAUGAUGGGCGAAGACUUUAGCAUGGAUUCAGAGAGCAACAGGCGCAUACUAGCAACUACUAAAGGGUACAUAGGCUAUGACGCACUGAAGAAGAACACGGCUCCUUGCUCUCAUAAGGGUGCUUCGUAUUAUAACUGUCAACAAGGUGCUGAAGCUAACCCUUAUACCCGUGGCUGCACCGCCAUUACUCGCUGCAGGAGUUGA
Messenger RNA from Daucus carota subsp. sativus, 351 nucleotides. RefSeq names its product protein RALF-like 33. Gene Ontology annotation, cellular component: plasmodesma. The record is from RefSeq and is a predicted model, not a curated record. The transcript has a single exon. Gene Ontology annotation, biological process: calcium-mediated signaling. The coding region runs from base 1 to 351 and encodes 116 amino acids. NCBI's taxonomy places the organism in Eukaryota, Viridiplantae, Streptophyta, Magnoliopsida, Apiales, Apiaceae.